UUUUAGGCAUUCAACACUCGCUCGGUCUCUACCACGGUAAGAGCGAGUGAAAGAAGAAAGGAAGAAAGCGAAGCCGAAUCGGAGAACCCCCUCGCCUCGCUCCGAAGCUCGCGGCGAGAUCUCCGACCGCUGCCGCCGCCGCCUCCUCCUCCUCCGAUGGCCGCCGUGUACAGCCUCUUCAUCAUCAACAAAUCCGGCGGCUUGAUCUUCUACAAGGAUUACGGAUCUUCGGGGAGGAUGGACACGAACGACAGCCUGAGGGUGGCGAGCCUGUGGCACUCGAUGCACGCCAUCUCCCAGCAGCUGUCCCACCGUCGGUGCUCCGGGAUCGAGCUCCUCGAGGCCGACACGUUCGAUCUCCACUGCUUCCAGUCCCUCACGGGGACAAAAAUUUUUGUGGUCUGUGAGCCCGGGACUCAGCAUAUGGAGGCUCUGUUAAAAGUCAUCUAUGAGCUUUACACAGACUAUGUUUUGAAGAAUCCCUUUUAUGAGAUGGAGAUGCCAAUUCGGUGUGAGCUCUUUGAUCUCAACCUGUCACAGGCAGUGCAGAAAGAUCGUGUGGCAUUGCUGGGAAGAUAGUGUGCUUAAUUUUUUCUUUCUUGACUGAAAGGUAGCGAGCUUAGUUCAUAACUGAUCUCAUUCGCCUCGAAUGAAAUUAUUUCCGAAGCAUUGUGGUUAGCUUGAUGAGAAGCAUGCGUUCUGCUCAGCAAGAAAUCUUUCUAACCGAUUACCUCGGCGAGUAUGAGUAAUGAUUUCCUUUGUUGAGAGACUCGAGACAAGUCCAAGUGUGAGCCAUUGUAAAUUGUUGGCUUCUUUCAAAAGCUUACAUUUUUUUUCAAUUGAAGUUUUUGUCCCUGUGA
This is a messenger RNA of Eucalyptus grandis, 860 nucleotides long. Its product is annotated as trafficking protein particle complex subunit 4. NCBI's taxonomy places the organism in Eukaryota, Viridiplantae, Streptophyta, Magnoliopsida, Myrtales, Myrtaceae. Gene Ontology annotation, biological process: endoplasmic reticulum to Golgi vesicle-mediated transport. The record is from RefSeq and is a predicted model, not a curated record. Gene Ontology annotation, cellular component: TRAPP complex.